AGCAAUGGCACAGUCUGAGAUGAACAUGGCGCCGAUAAACAUCAGAAUUAAUCCUCUUGGAGGUGCUGUUAUUAUUUGCUUUGUUCUUGUAUUGUUUUUCUAUGUUUUCGGUCUACCAGACAUCUUCAGUCACAGGGAAGAACGUGUCAGUAUGAAGGAACUAUUGUCAGCAAGUGUUGUUCUUGCCAGACGCGGCGGAGAUCGUGUUCGUGAAAUUCGCCGAGGUGACACGUUGCAUGAAAAAGUGAAAGGUGAAACAAAAGAAGGUGCAAAGGAAUUAGUUUCACGAGGAGAUAUGGAAUCACACAAUGCCAUAUUUUAUGGUUUGGCCAAAGCGUUUCCUGGAUUAUAUGUUGUUUCUGAGGAACAUGAGAAGACACCAUUAGAUUUCUCGCGUAUCCCAGAGAUAGACUUACAUCUGAAGGAAGUGGAAAGUCAGGUAUUGUCGGACCAGUCUAUACCCAAAUCUGAGAUCACGGUCUGGAUAGAUCCUCUGGAUGCUACACAGGAGUACACAGAAAUGACAGACGCAGAUGGUUCAGACAUGUUACAUUUUGUGACAACUAUGGUGUGUGUAGCUGUGAAUGGACAACCAACAAUUGGAGUCAUACAUAAACCUUUUGUGAACAAUGACCAAGGAGAAACUACAUGGGCCUGGGUGGGAUAUGGUCACUCUGAUAACUUGAAGAAAGAGAGAACGAAGAGAACAGAGGAUGACCCACACCGAGUGAUUGUAUCACGAUCUCAUCAAGGAACAGUGACCGACACAGUAAAAGCAUCACUGGGAAAAGUUGAUGUAUCUUUAGCAGGGGGUGCAGGGUAUAAAACAUUAGAAGUUAUAAAAGGAAAUCAAGAUGCUUAUGUACAUACAACAUUGAUUAAAAAGUGGGACAUCUGUGCUGGAAAUGCGAUUCUAAGUUCUCUGGAUGGUAAAAUGACAACUUUAGAUGGCAAACAUAUAGAUUAUAAGUCUGGCGACCAAGCAAAGAAUGAAGGAGGAUUAUUGGCUACAACGUUUCAUCAUGAUUCUUAUUUAGAAAAAUUAGCUCAUUUAAAAGACGACGAAAAACAUUAAUUAGCAGUAACGUUUAGAUUUUUUGAUGCAUUUUAUUUCCUUGUUACUGGCAUUCAGUUUUAGAAGAUGAAUAAGCCACACUGAAUUUUCAAGAAUUACAAACACCUGUUUAAAUGUCACAGAAAUAAUGCCUUUUAUUCUAAUGUCAGAUUUUGCCACAAUAUUUUUUUUGAAAUAGUGAAUUUAUAUUGCUGAGCAUUUUGUAAAAAUCUUUAGGUAAUUUUGAUUCAGCCUGUUUUAAAUUAUAUAGCACAAAAGUACAUAGAAAAGUUUUGAACUAAUCCCCCACCAUGUGUAAUGCUGGUUUAGACAGAGUAGUUUUGAACUAACCUCUCAUCAUGUAUUCUACUAUACACUACAAGGAAUAGGCAGGCAGUGAAUUAUAACAUACACUUUUAAACCAUCAUUGAUAAUUGCUUUAUUCUAAAAAUAAAUUAACAUGUACAAAUAUGGUAAAAAGGUAAUAAUCAUUUAACUAGAUUUGGGAAACUGCCUGUUUAUUAGUAACCUUUUUUCCCCCAAUGUAAAGCUUCUUUAACACUUAAGAUUUGCUUUCUUGAAAGAUUUAAAUUUGAUCUGAACAGUCCCAACAGUACAGCGAUGUUGCCGGUAGAAAGGAUAUAAAAGAAGCAUGCAUAAUUCUUGUAAAGUUUACUAAAUAAUGUACAUGUAUAUACCAAAGAUUAUUUAUUAAGAUUUUGUGCACUUUGUAGUACAGUAUUUGCAGUCUAUGAAUAGUUGUUUUUUUGCAAUGUAUUUACUGUAUAUAAUCAAUAAGAAAUGUUCGGAGCACUUAGUGAAUUGUAAAAUAGAAAAAUUAUUGUCUUGUAACUUAGUCGAAAAUCAUGGGUGCUGUUUUUGGUUCGUCAAAAUCAUUUUUUAUUUCUGAUUUUUGCAUGAGAUUUUAUUUCAGUUUGGCAGUGAAUAUUUUGAUUACCUAUAUUGUUGGUUGAAAGGCUCAGGAGAAUUACAUUGAUUCUCUCCCUUUGUGUAUGUGGUAACAGCUGUGUUAAUUGUAAUUCCAUUGACAAGUGUUUAAUACAUUUACGGCAAAAUAAUCAUGGCAUGAUAUUGUUUUACAUAUUUAUGGUGCUGAAUUGUUGUAAUAAUUCAAGUAAAUCUAUUUUUUCAAAUAAUGUACAGAAUUUUUUAUCCUACGGCAAAAUUUUAUGAUACUAAGAUCUUUUGGAAAAAAAGAGUUCUGGCAUUUUUAGCUCAUCUGAUUUUUUGAAAAAAAAUGAUGAGUUAUUGUCAUCACUUGAGCGGUUGUCGGUGUCGGCGUCGGCGUCUGCGUCGGCGUUGCCUGGUUAAGUUUUAUGUUUAGGUCAGCUUUUCUCCUAAACUAUCAAAGCUAUUGCUUUGAAACUUGGAAUACUUGUUCACCAUCAUAAGCUGACCCUGUAUAGCAAGAAACAUAACUCCAUCUUGCUUUUUGCAAGAUUUAUGGCCCCUUUUGUACUUAGAAAAUAUCAGAUUUCUUGGUUAAGUUUUAUGUUUAGGUCAACUUUUCUCCUAAACUAUCAAAGCUAUUGCUUUGAAACUUGGAAUACUUGUUCACCAUCAUAAGCAGACCCUGUACAUCAAGAAACAUAACUCCAUCUUGCUUUUUGCAAGAUUUAUUGCCCCUUUUGGACUUAGAAAAUCAGUUUUCUUGGUUAAGUUUUAUGUUUAGGUCAGCUUUUAUCCUAAACUAUCAAAGCUAUUGUUUUAAAACUUGCAACACUUGUUCACCAUCAUAAGUUGACCCUGUAUAGCAAGAAACAUAACUCUGUCCUGCUUUUUGCAAGAUUUAUGGCCCCUUUUGGACUUAGAAAAUAUCAGAUUUCUUGGUUAAGUUUUAUGUUUAGGUCAACUUUUUCUCUUAAACUAUCAAAGCUAUUGCUUUGAAACUUGCAACACUUGUUCACCAUCAUAAGCUGACCCUGUACAGCAAGCAACAUAACUCCAUCCUGCUUUUUGCAAUAAUUAUUGCCCCUUUUGGACUUAGAAAAUCAUUUUCUUGGUUGAGUAUUAUGUUUAAGUCAACUUUUCUCAUAAACUAUCAAAGCUAUUGCUUUAAAACUUGCAACAGUUUUUCACCAUCACAAGUGGACACUGUACAUCAAGAAACAUAACUCUAUCCUGCUUUUUGCAAGAAUGAUGGCCCUUUUUAGACUUAGAAAAUCAUGGGUAGGACAAUAUUUCUAUUACACAAAAAAAUCAGAUGAGCGUCAGCACCCGCAAGGCGGUGCUCUUGUUUUCUGUGCAGCCUUCAUGCUAGAGCAGUUGUCAGAAGUGCUGCUUCAGUUAUGGAGGUAGUUUCAUCCAGUGACAAAUAAUUGGACAACUUUUUAUGUUUUUACUGAUUUACAUCAUUUGCCAGGUAGUAUCCACCUAUUAUUGAACUUCUGAAUGUUUAUGGUACAGCUUCUUUUUCAUUUUCUUUUGGGACUUUAGAUUGAUUUCUCUACAAAGUUAUCAAUAUAUGUAAUAUUAGAUUGUUGCUCAAUUUCGGUUGUUACUGUAAUUAAGGAUAUUAUUUGUAUUUAUUUAUAGCUUAAUUUUCAAAUAUUCUAAACUUCUUGUUUUUCAUUUGAAUCAAGAAACUGCUUGUUGUAUACUGUAGAGUCAUUUAACUCUCAGCAUACUAGCGGCAGUUGUAUCUGCCUUUGAGACCAGUGCAGAUCAAGAUCAGCCUGCACAUCCAUGCAGUCUGAUCAUGAUCUGCUCUGUUCGUUGUUCAGUCAGUAAGUCUUCAGUGAAUACCCCUAUGAGCUAUAAAUGGUAAUGUCCAAAUUGAAAGAUAAAGUAGUCCAUUUUAGAAACUUAGCAGGGUAAGAGUUAAUUUCAUGGGCAUGAAAAUUUCAUGGUUUUGGUCAAACUGGCUAUUUCAUGGGGAUAUGAAUUUGUGGAUUUCAGAUUUUAAAGAUAAGAUGAAGGGGAAUUUCACUUGUUCCAUGAGGCUUUUUUUGUAGACUGACACAAUUCUGAAAUCCAUGAAAAUCAUUGAUUUCACAUUAAUAUGGUUUUAGUGUAUGUUACAGACACAAAGUUCUUGUAUAUAAAUAUAUGUGAGUAUAACAUUUAUAAUGAGAAACAUUAAUGAAUCUAGUCCAUUCUCUAUUGUUAUGACAUGUUUGUUUUUCCGUGCAAGUUAUUCUCAAACUUCCUUCACCACUCAUCUUGUAUAGAUUGAGUUACAAGAACUGAGAAUAGUUGGACAUCUUGUCAGGAAACACAAAAAUUGUAAGUCAAAUAUUAAGAAUCUCGGAUUGUAAAUAAAAAUAGAGAUUAAAUGUAUUUUGAUACAAUUUGAAUUGUAUUCAAAGAGUUGUACUCAAAAGUUUCUUUAUAACAGUACUUGCCAAGAUGGAACUAAGCAUUCAUUUUCUUUUUAAUAUUAAAGUGUUUCAUAAAAGAGAAUGUUUAUAUAUAAUAAGAUGUACAGAUUCUCGCUUUUAAACAUUCCAGAUAUGAAGUUUUCAUUUACUUCCUGUUGAAAAGUUUUUUCAUUUCCAGAUGUUGAAAGACUGGAUAAGUUCUGGAUACAUGCAGUUUAUCCAAAGGGGAAAAAAUUAAGAAGCUAAUUAAAACACUGUUGCACUGUAAUGCUCAUGUACUGUUUUACAUAAACAAUUCAAUUUCACAGGUUAGUUUAAACUCAAUGGGCUAGUUUUGUGCAAAGCAGAUUUUUCUGAAAAGAAGUGAUAAAAUGGUAUUUACUUAGUUCUUAGACUUUUAACAUAUUUAUUUUCAUUGUACAUUUUUUGCAUGGCCAAUGUUUUCUAACUUAUGAUUCUUACACUGUUACUUUCUGUUUUUCUUUCGUACUUCAAUAUUCACUUAAGCAUAACCUGUUGCAACGAAUUUUAUUACCAUUGUUGAAAUGAUACCAUUUGUUUCUUAACCAUAAAUUAUUUAUUUCGCACUUCAAGUGAAGAGGAGGAGUAAAAAAAAAUUAUAUUGUUCAAAACUAUCACUACAGCUUGUUAUCAGAAUGAUGUUAUAAACAUUGAUGCAGGCAGUCACUCCUACAGCAGCUGUUUUGUCAGUUGUUUUAGGGAAAUUAAAUACACAUCAUGCAAGCUGUUAAGGACCAAAGAGAAAAUGAAAGCGUCAAAAACAUGUGUAUUUAUGAUUAAAUGAUGGAUGAUUUCAAUAGAAAAAUUAUAUAGACUGUAUAGUGGCACAGAUGCAUGCACUAACUGUAUACAUUCGUCAGUACAAGAGUUAUUGUUAACUGCUGUUGAAUAGGAUUUUUUUCUGUUGUUAUAAUUUCACUGUUUGCUCGAGAAAAUCCAUAUGUGCAUAGUUUAUUAUUCACUUUUCAUAGCAGAUACAAUUCUUGGAGAAAUUCAUUCUGUUAUGAAUUGGCUUGUCAGCUUGUUUUUGAAAAUUAAGAAAAAUAAAAACAUACCUAAUAUUUGUCCAGUCUGAAGUGUUCUCAGCCAUGCAAAAGGAAUAUUCUGUUCAGUGUAAUUUCUCCACAACAGAAAACGUUUUGUUCUGUUGGGUAAAUAUACAAGCUGUUACCCUUGUAUUCCUGAUUAAAUUAAUUCAUUUUACCCCGCCAGUUGUAAUUCAUCAAAGCUAAAAUGCUAACAAAGUAUCUUUUGUGCUGUGGAUUGGGUAAUUGAUUGUGAAUGAUUGAUCUGUGACUGUGAUUUUAUGUCUAGAGCUAGUGAAUGAUUAAUCUGUGAUUCUGGCUAUAUGUUUAGAGCCAGUGAAUGAUUAAUCCUAGACUGUGGCAAUAUGUCUAGAGCUAGUGAAUGAUUAACCCUAGACUGUGGCUAUAUGUCUAGAGCUAGUGAAUGAUUAAUCUGUGAUUCUGGCUAUAUGUUUAGAGCUAGUGAAUGAUUAAUCCUAGACUGUGGCAAUAUGUCUAGAGCUAGUGAAUGAUUAACCCUAGACUGUGGCUAUAUGUCUAGAGCUAGUGAAUGAUUAAUCCUAGACUGUGGCAAUAUGUCUAGAGCUAGUGAAUGAUUAACCCUAGACUGAGGCAAUAUGUCUAGAGCUAGUGAAUGGUUAAUCCUAGACUGGCAGGACUGACUGUAUGUCCAGAGCUGGUGAAUGAUUGAUCUUUGACUGUGUGUGUCCAGAACUAAACGAUUGAUCCUUGACUGUGGUAGUGUGUCCAGAGCUGGUGAGUCUUUAGAGUUGAAUUGUUCAGUUGUUAGAAUUUUGUCAUAGUGCAAUUGAGAUGUUAAUUUCGUAACUUUACAAACCAGUUGUUCUUUUUAUUUUUAUUUUCUGUGAUAUAUCUUUGUUUAUAUUGAACAAUUAUUUUGCUGUACUGGUAGUUUUAUCUACCAUCAGAGCUUGUAGUAUUUUAUUUUGCUUUGUUCCUUGUCCAUAUUUGAAUUUGAAACUAUGAAAUCAGCAAUUUUUCUGACUAUUGCAUAAUAACUUACUGUUUAUAGUCAUAGGGAGAAAAAAGACUUUAAGAAUCUCAUAUUGUAUGAAAUUAUGAUUUCGGCUUGUGUGAUGAUAGAUAGUGAUGUUUGUAUUACAUUAGAUUUAUUACUAUAUCACUACAGUAAGUGCAGUAAAAUCCUAAGGUGUUGUGAAAACCUAAAUCCAAACAUAUUGAAAUACUUCAUUUAAUUUCAAAUAUUGGCCCCUGUAACUAAUUACAAUUUUUACACUGAGUGAUUUUUUAACAUUGUAAAUGGAUAAUUUAUUUAUCACAUAAAUAUAUGAUUGUUAGUAGAAAUUCAACACAUUUAGUUUAAUAGAUAAAGCAGGUACAAUACAGUAAAACACUGAUCACUCAAAAUCGAAAGGGGACCAAGAAAAUACUUUAGUUAUACAAUGUCUCCAGUGAUCCAAAAAUAGAUUACUGGGGACCAGAUGUGUAGCUUCAACGGGCCGGGGUGCUCGAAGUAGCUAUGUUUCACUGUAUUUUAUAUUUCAACAGUUUUGUUGUUGUGUCCCACAUGUCUCCAGACUUCUGGAGGGCACUGUAGUUAUAUUCAUGGUUAAAACAUACAUGAGUGAAUUGCACUCUCUCUUUCAUAUUGUAAAUAUUCAUUUAUGAGUCAUUUUAACACAUCCAUUUACUUUGUGUUAUAUAUCAAAUGCAUUUAUUAUGAAAGUAUGAAAUCCAAAGUUUCUUCUUUUUAUACAUACACUAAGUGUUCUAUGAAAUUUUGUUAUAUGAUAGUGUGAUGUAUUAUACUCUGUUUUUGGAAUAAAUUUUUGGGUCAGAGAGUCUUAAUAGUUACCAAACUUUAAACAGUUUAUAUACUACAUGAAAACAAUAACAAUAAACAGACCAUAGCUUUAGGUUCUUGUUGAAUGAACUUAAAGUUUCAUUUGUAAAUAUGUUAAUGUUGGAAGAAUAAUUGCUUAUACUUUUCAUUAUGGGAAUAUCUACAUUAUAAUAAUGUAGUACUUGCACUCCACUAUGUACUAUACUAUACUUGCUGGUAUAUAGUCGGUACAAUCUAAAAUUGCACAAUUUUUGACCUGCAGUGUUUUUGUUAGUGUUUCUCAUGCAAGCUAGAUUUUUUUCUAGUUUAUACACAUGUGUCUUAAUAUCAUGUACAUGUUGAGUAACUAUGAAAUAAGUAUGGUGUAACUUUAUUUUCUUGCACUGUUAUGCAACACCAUGAAAUUUCAGAAAGCUUGCUCUGUGCAAUUUUAGAUGUACUGAGUAUAUGUAUGUGUAUUGAAAUAUUUAGCGUAGACAAUCUAGUUAGAGUUUUUGUUUUGAAAGCUUUGAAUUCACAAGUUACUACUAAAAUAGUAAGGGUUUUAUAGUUAGGUUAUAAAACAGUCUAACAAAACUAGAAAAUUGAAUGUUUUAGUCCAAGAGCUGUUGCACUCUUCUAUCGGCAGCUGUGUCAAGUUUUUGUUAAGCUAGUAUCUCAGCAUCCGCUGACUGGAAUGGAUGGAAACUUCGCACUCUUGUUCAGUGUGAUAAUCGACAUUUUAGUAUGCACUUACAAUAACUCUACGUUGCAUUUCGACACAGUUAUGCACCAUUUUUGGCUUUCCAAUUUUUGGCUAAGUUAUGUAUGUAAGCAAGUAGCUCAGUAUUCACUAAUGUAAAUAGAUUGAAACUUCACAUACUUGGCCAUUGUGAUGAUCUGACAUGCACUGUGUAUGUUCAGUAAUUCUGCUUUGCAGUUUACAAAGUCGUUUUUUUAACGAUUUUACAAAGUUGUGUCCCGUUUAACUUAAGUUUUUUUUUUGUGUGAAAAAAGUCUAUGACUCAAAUAAUUGCCAUUUUUGUACUUGUUUAUGUACAUAACUUCAUUAUUUAAACCUAGGUAUUUGGAUAGUCAGGCAUUGCUGUCCUCUGACAGCUUUAAUUUUAUAAACAUGUUUAUAGGAUAUCAUCUCAUAUGAGUGCUGAGCUUACCUUACUAUAGUUAGAUUGAGUAUACAUUAACACUGUUAGAAAAUUUACAAGUCAGAAGAGAAAUAAGUAGUUUAGAGACUUUUAAACUGUUCUUGUCAUAGUUUUUGGGCAUUAUUAUUAUACUUAACCUUUAGCCUGCUGUCUGCAAGUAAUUCUGCCUUUGCGACCAGUGCAGACCAAGAUCAGCCUGCAAAUCCGUGCAGUCUGAUCAUGGUCUGCACUGUUCGCCAUUCAGUCAGUAUCUUUUUGGUAUGCACCCCUUUUAACAGUUAAUGGUACUGUCCAAAUUGAAAGAUGAACAAGUUCAUUAUAGAAAUUUAGCUGGGUAAGGGUUAAAUAGUUUUGAAUAGCUUUUCCUGUAACUUCGUUUCAAUUUGCUUGGAGCUAAAAAGAGGCCUACUGUAAAAACUGCCAAAAAGUUCAUAUUAUUUUGCAGUACUUUAUAUAGAUUGCUAUGUCUCCCCAUAUGUUGGGAGUUAUCUUGCCGUCUGUUUCUCUGUCUAUCACGAUAGUUGUCCGAACUACAUCUUUGAAACUGUUGGUGCAGUUUCAACCAAACUUUGUUGAAAGAUUGAGAGAUUUGAUUGAAAUUUCAUAAGAUUAAUUAGAAGUAAGCCUAGAUGAAUAAUGGUGUAUACCGAUGAAGUCUCCUUCAAGUUUGAUUAUUGCUGAGACCAGAUUAAUUAGUAGGUUGAGACUAA
Mercenaria mercenaria is the source of this 9121-nucleotide messenger RNA. Its product is annotated as inositol monophosphatase 3-like. The coding region runs from base 5 to 1075 and encodes 356 amino acids. Gene Ontology annotation, cellular component: endomembrane system. The record is from RefSeq and is a predicted model, not a curated record. The transcript is spliced from 5 exons. Lineage: Eukaryota; Metazoa; Mollusca; Bivalvia; Venerida; Veneridae. Gene Ontology annotation, molecular function: 3'-nucleotidase activity.